Molecule: messenger RNA, 1911 nt
Organism: Diospyros lotus (date-plum)
Lineage: Eukaryota; Viridiplantae; Streptophyta; Magnoliopsida; Ericales; Ebenaceae
Product: small RNA degrading nuclease 1-like
Exons: 12
Coding region: 135-1613 (492 amino acids)
Cellular component (GO): nucleus
Molecular function (GO): exonuclease activity; nucleic acid binding
Source: RefSeq, a predicted model, not a curated record
AAGAAAAGCGGAUUGGUAUUCGGGUUCAGGGCAAUAAAGACCACUGGUACUAGGAGAAUUGCCAAAAGUUUGAAAGCGUAAACCCUAGUUUAUGUUCCCGGCUUUUUUCCGCUUCGGAAUCGCCGCCUUUCCCGAUGGAAGAGUGGACCGCCAAUUUGGACAAAGAGGUUCUUGUAGAACUUGUCAAGAUCGCCCAGAAAAGAGGAAUGCAGGGUAGUAAAGGGAGUUGGAAGGAGUUUUUAAGCGUUUAUGACAAAAAGUUUGGGUCUAGCUUGAGUGAUCCAGCAAGGAGGUCCACUGAUGCACUGGCUGCUUUUUUGAAGACUUUUAGCCAAGAUGAUUUAAAGUUUUUUGAUAAAGUAAUUCAAUGCCAUUCCAACCGCAGCACAGUAGAGCAAUUCAAAGAGAAUUCUUCAGAAGUUGAAUCCCCCGAGCAGGGGCUGGUUCGUUUAACUCUUGAACAUUCACAAUACCCAUUAGAUUAUUCAUUGCCGUCACACAAGGAGGGGUGGUUGGUAAUAAAGUGCAGUAAGAAAAAGAAGACAAUGAGAUCAACUGCAAUGGUUGCCAUUGAUUGUGAGAUGGUUCUCUGUGAAGAUGGGACAGAAGCUCUGGUGAGAGUUUGUGUUGUUGAUCGCAAUCUGCAGGUGAAAGUUAAUGAACUUGUAAAUCCAAAUAAAGCAGUUGCAGACUAUAGGAGUGAGAUCACUGGGCUCACUGCAAAAGACUUGGAUGGAGUUACUUGUUCAUUGUCUGAUGUACAGAAAUCAGUGAAGAAGCUUUUAUCUCAUGGAACAAUACUGGUUGGCCAUGGUUUGAACAAUGAUCUGCUUGCAUUAAAGAUAGAUCAUGCAAGAGUGAUUGACACUGCUUUUAUCUUCAAACAUGGAGAUGGCACUAAUUUCAGAAGGCCUUCUUUGAACAACCUGUGCAAGGCUGUGCUAGGAUAUGAAGUCAGGAGCAAAGGUGCUCCUCACAAUUGUCUAGAUGAUGCUUGUGCUGCUAUGAAACUUGUUUUGGCCAAGAUAGAGUCUGGAUUUGAUGAUGUUAUACCAUUGGUUCAUGAGAGUGUGCCUGAUAUGGAAUUGUCAAAACUACUUCUCCAUAGGAUUCCAGUCAAUGUGCCCAGUGAAGAAUUGCAUAAGAUUAUUCCUGGAGACUUUUUAAUUGAGAUCAAGCCCCAGAAAAAAGCUCGAGGAGGCACCUACUCUGCAUUUGCAAUCUUUAAGAAUCAUCAAGAGGCGAAUCAAUCAUUUGAAAAUAUUAGUGAAUGCCCGGAAAAGGACUCUUCUGGACUACCACAGAAAUGUAUUUCAUUCCACCUUCAGUCAGGAGUUACCGGGAGCUUAUAUGUUCGUAAAAUGGCACGUGAUAAUUUUCUCGUCCAAGUCCCCUCAAGGAAAAGAGCAUCCCAAGUUGAGGAGACUGCAAAAGAGUCCAAGAAGCUGAAAUCUGAUGACGUAGUUGGUGAGCAGACUAAAGCAGGGUCAAAUCCUUGUGAUGGUCACCUGAAGGAAAUUGAGAGAUUGAAGCACGAACUGAAGCUAAGGGAUGAGGAAAUCUCCAACUUGAACAAGCUCGUGGUUGCUCUUACAAGGAAACAAGGGCUCUAAUCAAACAUCUUGUCUACAGUAUUUCUAUGUUGGUUGAGUUACGCAGAACAGCAUGUCAUGUUUUAUUGACAACAGAGAGAUCCUGCAAAGAAUUGGCUGGAGACCAGUAGAGUUUUGAUAUGCUGCUGCGGAAUUCUGAAUGAGAUGUGGAGUGCUGGGGCACGAUUUUGUGGGCUGACUUUUAACUUUUGUGGCACGGCAUCAUUAGGAGAAUUUGUUGGUGUACUUUUUUGUGCUGAUAGAGUGAGGCUUAUUGCACCACCAACCAUCGCAUCAUUAAUUAUUAAUAUUUUUGACC